Branchiostoma floridae (Florida lancelet) is the source of this 970-nucleotide messenger RNA. Its product is annotated as calmodulin-like. The transcript has 4 exons. Gene Ontology annotation, molecular function: enzyme regulator activity; calcium ion binding. Bases 117 to 542 code for a protein of 141 amino acids. The record is from RefSeq and is a predicted model, not a curated record. Lineage: Eukaryota; Metazoa; Chordata; Leptocardii; Amphioxiformes; Branchiostomatidae.
CACAGUUCAAAAAUAAUUACACACCACCCCACCUAUAUUCCCAAGCUCGAGUUGUCAUUCACCCUCGUCAUUGUCUUCUGAACGUGUGUCACAAAAUCUAACCAGCAAAGGUCAACAUGGCAGAAGCAGUUUUCAAAAAGUUUGACGCCAGCGGUGAUGGCAAGAUGGACGCAAAAGAGCUGCAGGCAGCGCUGAAAGAGAUGGACGUGGCGCCAAGCAAGGAUCUUCUUAAGGCGAUCAUGGCCCAGUAUGACAAGGCACCCAAAAAUGGUCUUCUGGAGUUGAAUGAGUUCAAGAACCUGGUUGCUGACUUGCAAACCAUCCAAAAUGCUAGUGUUGAGGAGGUCCUGGACACCUUUACCACCUUUGACAAGGAUAAGAGUGGCUUCAUCGAGCCUGAUGAGUUGAAGGAAGUCAUGACGUCACUCGGCAUGGGAAGUGACGAAAACACCAUCCAGGCCAUGAUUGCCAUUGCCGACAAAGACGGCGACGGCAGAGUCAGCGUUGCCGAGUUUGCUAACAUCAUCGGGCACGGGAAAUAGGCGCAUAAGACAUAUAGCAGUGGACGGAGUGCUAAGUACUCUGUCCCCCUGUGGUGUCCACUUGCGAGCAUACAAUGAUGCCAUAGUGUUUAGAGGAAUUCAGGUAACUACUUGGUGACAAAAAUCGCCUACUGGAAUAUAGUAACGAUUAAAGGAACGCUUCAUGCUUCAAGUAAAAACUAAAUGCAAGAUUGAAGAUGACAUACUGAUAUUUCUUCGUCUCCAUCUUCAAAGUACGUUUUUUAUCGUUUAGAUCAAGAAGGUAUCAAGGAAAGAUUGAAUCCAAGUGUUUCGUAACGUCGAAGACAUGAAUAAUUGCCAUAAAUGCGAAAUUUGGCUCUCAGUAGGUAGAAAAGAAACACACGUUUUGUCUGUUACUUUUAAUUGGAUAUGCUAAUCGGUGCAAAAUAAAAUGGUGCUCUGCUCAA